Molecule: messenger RNA, 1629 nt
Organism: Actinia tenebrosa (Australian red waratah sea anemone)
Lineage: Eukaryota; Metazoa; Cnidaria; Anthozoa; Actiniaria; Actiniidae
Source: RefSeq, a predicted model, not a curated record
AUGACCGAACUGCUUGAAGAUGUCGAUGGCGUGGAGGCGUCACAAGAUGACAUCUUAGUUGCAGGAAGCAGCAUGGAAGAGCAUGAUGRAAAGCUUGAGAAAGUCCUACUAGUCGUAAACGAAGCCGGACUCAAGCUAAACACAAAGAAAUGUGUAUGGAGACAGCCAGAAGUAACAUUCCUUGGUCACCGUUUUAGCAAGGACGGGGUAAAGCCAGACCCAAGGAAAAUUGCAGCAAUCAUUGACAUGCCAGAUCCCAGUAACGUCACGGAACUGCAGAGAAUCCGAGGGAUGAUAAACUUCGUUGGAAUGUUCGUCCCAAAUCUGUCAGCAAUGAUGAAACCACUCAACGACCUACUAAAGCAAGAGGUUCACUGGUCUUGGGGCCCGCCACAAAAGAAGGCACUGAAGGAAGUCAAAGAAGCCCUCACCAAAGCCACAACGUUAACAUUCUACGACCCUUCAAGGCCUACCGUCGUCUCGGCGGACGCAAGUAGCUAUGGGCUGGGUGCCGUAUUACUUCAGGAAGAAAACAACGUUCUCAAGCCUAUAGCAUUUGCUUCUCGCUCGCUGCUGCCUGCUGAAACAAAGUAUGCGCAGAUUGAGAAAGAAUGUCUGGCAUCAGUGUGGGCGUGUGAAAAGUUCGACAGAUACAUCAGAGGUCUACAGGAGUUCAGAUUGUUUACAGACCACAAACCGUUGGUACCACUUAUCAAUGGGUCUGACCUGAGUGCUGUACCAGUCAGAUGUCAAAGACUUUUGAUGAGAAUGAUGCGUUACAACCCUCGAGCACAGCACCUGCCAGGAAAAGAACUCGUCAUAGCGGACACGUUGUCUAGACAUCCAGUCAACUGUCCAAGCGAAUCAGAUACUAAAGAUCAUGAAGAAGUCAACGUAUAUGUUAACACAGUGACUAGCACCUGGCCUGUGUCACAAGACCGCUUAGAGGAAUUUAGACGAGCCACUGAAGCCGACACCACAUUGCACGAAGCAAUUAAGCUCACGAUCAAUGGAUGGCCGACACACGGAAGAGAGAUCCCAAACCACCUGCACGACUUGUUCUCCGUCCAAUCCCACUUGUCCGUGGCCGACAGACUGUUAAUAUUUGAUGGAAGAAUUGUCGUGCCUAAAGCAAUGCAACCAAGGAUUCUCGAGUUAAUCCACCAAGGCCAUCAGGGUAUCUCCAAGUGUAAAGAGAGAGCAAGCACAUCUGUAUGGUGGUUUGGCAUAAACUCAGACAUCAAAGACAAGGUAAGCCGUUGUCAUCUCUGUCAGCAAAAGAAACCUGCUCAGAAGAGAGAACCGUUGAUAACAUCGCCUUUGCCAGACAGUCCAUGGAGCCGAGUUGGAGCUGAUCUAUUAACGUUUGAUGGAAAAGAAUUCCUAGUCGUGAUGGAUUACUAUUCGCGGUACAUGGAGCUUGUGCACUUACCCAGUACGACAUCCAAAGUCGUGGUUGCCAAGUUAAAGUGCAUGUUCGCCAGGUGGGGUAUACCGAAAGAGCUAGUCAGCGACAAUGGUCCACAGUUUGCGGCAGAACACUUUGCAAGUUUUGCGAAGGAGUAUGGGUUCAAGCACACAACUUCGAGUCCAUACUAUCCGCAGUCUAACAUACUAUCCGCAGUCUAA